Molecule: messenger RNA, 201 nt
Organism: Loa loa (African eye worm)
Lineage: Eukaryota; Metazoa; Nematoda; Chromadorea; Rhabditida; Onchocercidae
Exons: 1
Source: RefSeq, a predicted model, not a curated record
AGCACUGAACUGACAGUAACAAUGAUGAUGAUAAUGAUAAUGAUAGCAAUGAUAACGAUAAUGAUGAUGGUGAUGAUGAUGAUGGUGUUGGUGAUGAUGGUGGUAGUGGUGGUGAUGAUGGCAAUGAUGAUAGUGAUGGUGAUGAUGAUGGUGAUGAUGGUGAUGAUAAUGAUGAUGAUGAUGAUGAUUAAUGCUAGAUGA